AUGUCCGAUCAAUCCAAGCAAACACCGUCUAGCAAUGAGGAUAGCAGUUUGCGUAUCAGUCUUGGCGGUCUCCUAACCAAGUCACUUAGUAACGUAUUCACAAUAGCUACUACAUCCGAACCCACCGACGGAGAUCGAACCAUUACCGAUGUCGACACCACGCAGGAUACCAGCUCAGAGACUCCUCCAAAUAGUUCCACACCAGAACCGAAUCCCACCACAUCAACAGGUGAGAAGUCUGCUGCAAUAUCCAGCGAUGAUGUUCAAAACUAG
Molecule: messenger RNA, 273 nt
Organism: Sphaeroforma arctica JP610
Lineage: Eukaryota; Ichthyosporea; Ichthyophonida
Exons: 2
Coding region: 1-273 (90 amino acids)
Source: RefSeq, a predicted model, not a curated record